AUGGUAUACAAGAGAAAGAGAAAUGUGAAAAUAGACAAUGGCUUGCCAUAUGCUAUUUACAAACCCGGGUCCUUCGACGUGUCUUCCUUGGAGGAGUAUGUUCCUCCGUCGCUUGACACAGGGAUGGAAGCCGAUGAAGAGAAAGAGCUCCACCUGAAAAAGAUAAUGGAGGGAGAGAAGGGAAACAUCCCGAUUCCGGUGAUAACUAAAGUGGAUAACCCGGCACGAGAAAUUUAUGGCAAAUAUGUUCCCAAGCGCAAAUAUGUCGAAUGGAUUGGAGAUGCCGAGAACGAGUACUUGAUGAACAACGAAGAUAGGAGAAUAUGCAAGGAGUCUGGAGUGGAUGAAAAGCAGUUUUAUGGGAUACUGUCUACGAUCUCCAACAAGCAAGACCUUUUAGAAGGCAAGGAAAAGUUCUCCAGGAUGGUUGCAUCCAGAAUACUAAUCAGAAACGAGAAAUUCAAUCCUCUUGCUUAUGUGUGCUUCCGCAAGAGAAUUAUUAAGCCUAGUAGGAGAAGUAGAAGAAGUGAAGAGCUCUCGAAGGAGAAGGUCGAAAGGAUGUGGAAAGAGCUACAUCUACUUGAGGCAUUGUGCAAGCUUUAUGGCAAGAGAAACAAGCUGGAAAGGGAUCUGGAGGAUGUGGAGUGCAGCUUGCUCGAAACAUUUUGUUUGCUCAUGAAGAACAGUUCCAGGAAAGCAAGGAAGAAGAUGGGUAGGAAGAUACUGGAUAGACAUGGAAAAUCUCCGAAGGAUGGAGUGGUUUGUGCAAGCGGAACUAUUGGAGACAUUAUGUUUGACAGAACAAGGAUUCGACUACUCAAGCAAAGAAUCCAAGAGGCUAGGGAGCGAGCAUGCCUAGGCGAGUAUGAUUCUGAAGCCCAAGCUUUCAAGAAAUACAAUAAUCUAUACAGAACAUGA
This is a messenger RNA of Encephalitozoon intestinalis ATCC 50506, 918 nucleotides long. RefSeq lists its product as uncharacterized. The record is from RefSeq and is a predicted model, not a curated record. The transcript has a single exon. The coding region runs from base 1 to 918 and encodes 305 amino acids. NCBI's taxonomy places the organism in Eukaryota, Fungi, Microsporidia, Unikaryonidae.